CACGGACUAUAAGAAGGCAGUCACAAUGCAGGGCAAGGACACAUCGUGUUUUGCUGCUGGAGGCAAUAGAGGGAAUCCAGAAAUACUUAAAAGUAUAUUUCUCUAAAACCUUCUACACCAUAAAGACAUUUUGCAUGCAACUGUGUGUACAGUGAAAUGCUGCUCAGCAGCAAGCAAAGCGAAAGGGAUUAGCUUCAAGGCUUUUGAUCUCUUUACUAUCUGUGUAGAAGAAACAAUCAGGAUGGCUUCUUCAAGCAAAAGAAAUUCUGAAGUGAGAACUCAAAAUACAUUUUGCCCUGAAGAUGGAGUCUGCAAGCAAGGAUUCCUCAUCAAAUCACCACCUCUUCAACUUUUUGGCUCACAGAAUUCAUGGAAAAGACGUUUUUUCAUCCUGUCCAAAUCCAGCAAGGGCAAUUACAUCCUGAAGUAUCUAAAAGGCCAGAACAUCAAAGGCUCCAUAGCUGUUGAUCAAAUCAUAAAUGUCGAAGUUGGCAUAAGCAACUCUGAUAUUAUGGAAAUGGUGAGGAAGAUGUUUAAAUGCCUUCCUGAACAGGUGAUGUCCAUCAGUACUGGAAACAGAUGUUACUACCUCAUUGGGAGCAGCAGGCAGGAAACAGAGGACUGGGUUGAUGUGUUAUCUUCAGUCUACAGGGAGGCCAGAAGAGGUGGAUUCUACCCCGAGAACCAAGAUCUUCCAAAUCCAGAAGUCAGAAGCCGGCCCUCCUCUUUGCCACUAUUCUUGAAUUCUGUAGGUACAACCAGUUUCUCGGAAAGGCAAAGCUACCACGAGGAGAAUGGUUCUUCAGAAGACAAGAACAGGCCUAAUUCAGAUCCUGGCGUUCAUCAGGCUCAGUGUGACUCACCAAGAGGAGUUUGUCCAAGGCUGGAUAAGGAUCUUGGAAAAAGUGAGGAAAAGCUGCUGUCAUCAGACACAGAUGAAGACAUCAAAAAGGACGAAGAAGAUUAUUACCAAACUCCCACCAAUAUUUUAGCAAAGUGUGCUACUGAAGUAUCAAAGCCUGACCCUACAGCUGAGUCUGAUGUCCCUGUGGAGGAGAAGCCAGUGCAGAACCCAGUAAAGGAGAACAUUUAUAUGUCAAUGAAAUCACUUAAGUUGCUAGAUGAGAGCUGCCAGCUCAUGCAUAGAUGUGAUGGGCUCCCGUCUCCUCCCAAAUGCCAGGACAACAGUGCAUGUCCAAGAGACUUGGAAGCAAAUAGAGGCCUGAAAUUCCCAGAAAGCAGCACCAGCCAGCAGCCAGCCCUCCAGAGAAGGCAAAAUUCAUUACCACUUUCAGUGGUUCAGUUGUCUAUACUGCUCAGUCGAGUUACAGAUGAGACCCAACUGCAGGAAUUGGACAUUUUCAUCCCCCUGGCAGUAGUAAGUUACCUAAAACUUACUGAAGCAGCAGGACAAAUAUGUGUCUCACAGUGGACUGGUCCUUGCCAUCUGGGAUGUUUCUUUAAUCAUGGAGACCGUAUAGUGGCUGUGAAUGAUCUGCAACCCCAGGACGUGGAGGAGGCUUACUUCUUCAUCAGCAGGUCCACAAGAAAGGAGGUGAAACUUACUGUUUGUAGGAUUCCACAUUCAGAUAUCUUCCAUGUUAAAGGCUGCUCAUGUUCCUGAAAAAAGACCUCAAUGAUUAAUGGUGUUCAAAGGCUUGUUUGUGCUGAAUUCUUCAUAAAGACAGAGGGAAACCCCAGUUCUGAAACUACAGAGGCUGAAAAUGGAAGAAAAUUCAUACCUUGGGAGCUCUCCUCCAAAGCUGCUAUAGGACUCCUUUGCUUUGCACUGCCUCUUUGAGCAUAACAAAUCCAUUUCUGCCUAAGGAGUCUCCGAGGGAUGGGAUGGCCAGCUCGCACCAGGGCUGCUUCCAGCUGUGUAACUGUCAGUCUGCUAGGACAGUCCUCUAGGCCUGAACCCUAAAAUCACAGAUCAUCUAGUUUAAGAGUAUCCACUGAGGAUGUCACCCUCGACCUUUCCUGCUCAAGGUUUGCCUAAGCUCUUCUUCUGAACUUUAGAAACUGUGUUGUUCCAAGAUUCAUCUCUGUGUAAUUAGGAAGGGGUUUUUUUUCUAAUAUUUAUCCUAAAUGAUUUUUUCAGAAAAUGAACAUGUUUUUUUCUUGCCCUGUUCUCAGUUGGCAUGGAGAAUGCUCGAUUUCCACUGUCUCCAGAGAAAUCUUCAUUCUGGAAGGUUUUUUUUCUGUCUGUUCUCCCUUCUCUUUUUUUUUUUUUUUUUUUCCAAACAUCCUGCAUUCUUUCAACAUUCUUUCAAACAUUUCCUGAAAGUGGUCAUAUGUCACUGAACUGCAAGACAAAUACCGUAUGUUUCCAGUUAUGGGUGAACAAAGGAGGUGAGACAGCCGUAAAGCAAUUUCCUGGAACCUCACAGAGAAACCUUUCCAAAAAAGGGGUGAACUGGCGAAGAAGCUGUGAACCAUACGUGGUGGUGGGAGGAGAGCCACUGCCAUGGAAACCACACAUGGCAUUGCUGCUGAAGCAAGUGUUGAGCAACGCAUGCUGCACCUCUUGGCCAUGGAACAAUGUUACUUUUGGACCCAAAUAGGAUUUGGGAAGAUACAGCAUGCACAGGGUAAUUCCAGAAUAUUUCAGAAAACUGGAGGAUUACUUCUGUACUUCAGUAAACAAUUACUGAUGUGUUACCCCAUAACUGAUCAUUAUGUCAGUUUGCACAAUGAUAAAUGCAAAUAAUUAAUGUCACAUAUCGUCUGAUUCAUAACACUUAAAGAAAUACAAUAUGGAAAUGACAUCGGUAUAGUAAAUUCUGGUAGGGCAUGUGAAGUUGUCUGCCCAUAUAUAUAUAUAUAUAUAUAUAUAUAAA
This is a messenger RNA of Athene cunicularia (burrowing owl), 2840 nucleotides long. It is a transcript of the gene PLEKHS1, whose product is annotated as pleckstrin homology domain containing S1. NCBI's taxonomy places the organism in Eukaryota, Metazoa, Chordata, Aves, Strigiformes, Strigidae. The record is from RefSeq and is a predicted model, not a curated record. The transcript is spliced from 15 exons. Bases 242 to 1624 code for a protein of 460 amino acids.